AUAUAUUACCGUGGAUCCUCGAAGGAGUGACUCUGAUUUUAUCUGACGAAGAGGGCGAAACCCGAGCAGAGAGAGGGAGUACUGUGUACGAAGAGAGAGAGAGAGAGAGAGAGAGAGAGAGAGGGGCGAGGAUUCAGGUGCUUUCGCCAUGCAUCAGCAUAGCCAGCAGCUUUCAUUCAAUGCAAAAGCUUUUACCGUCCAAGAUUCAUCAGCAUUGAAGCACACAGGCCAGAAUGAUUUUUUUCAGAUUGCAAGGGAUGAAGGCCAAAAUGGAGCACUCUGUCAGGCCGAAAAAGUUGUGCUUACUUCUAAGAAGCUCCAGGAUGAUCUACAAAUGCUUGGUGUAAAAAUAAAAGAGCACGAGGAGAAUAUCAAGUUUUUGAAGUCUCAUGAAAACAGCUUGGACGAAUCCAUUCUGGAUAUGCAAGUUAAUCUUGGGAGAUAUCAUUCUUCAAGUGCUUCUAUGAUCAGAGAUGAGAAUCACAGCAACAUGGACAGUGAGGAGGAGACAGUACAGCAAAUAAUAAGUCAUGAGAAAUCUGCUGCUGGCAUUUUAAGCCUACUGAAAACUCAUCAUGGCAGUCAGACUUCUCAUCUUUCAUUGACCAAGAAUGUGCUGGGUAUCGUCGCUACUCUUGGAAAAGUAGAUGAUGACAACCUCAGCAGGCUUCUCUCAGAAUACUUGGGGAUAGAAACUAUGUUGGCAGUUGUCUGCAAGACAUAUGAUAGUGUUAAAGCUCUGGAAACAUAUGAAACUGAUGGUUCUAUAGCCAAAGGUUCUGGUCUUCAUGGGCUUGGAACUUCCAUAGGAAGGAGUUUGGAUGGCCGUUUUGUUAUCAUUUGUCUUGAGAAUCUACGACCAUACAUUGGUGAUAUUGUUGCUGAUGACCCACAGAGGAGCCUUGAUCUUGAGAAGCCAAGAUUGCCCAGUGGGAUAACUCCACCAGGAUUUCUUGGUUUUGCUGUGAAUAUGAUCAAUAUUGAUAAUAGCAACUUGUUUUACCUCACAGCCAAUGGGGAUGGCCUUAGAGAGACUCUUUUCUAUAAUCUCUUCUCUCACCUUCAGGUAUACAGGACCAGGCAAGACAUGUUACAGGCUCUUCCUUUAAUAAGGCAUGGAGCCUUAUCUCUAGAUGGUGGGAUGAUAAAGGCUUGUGGAGUGUUUUCUAUGGGUAAUCGGGAAGACAUAGGUGUGAAAUUCCCCAAAAGCAGUGGGACAUCAAAUCUACCUUCAACAUAUUUUGAAAUUGAAAAGCGGAUCAAGGAGAGGAAAUGGAAAAAAGAAAGAGCUCUGGAAGAUUUGCAGAGAGAACAAGCAUUGUUGGAUCAUGCCAAGUACAAUUUUGAAAUAAAGAAACAGGAGUUUGUCAAGUUCCUGGCAGAGAGUGCAUCACAUGUGAAUCAGCAACCAACUCUGCCAGGGAGAGAAAGAUUGACCCCCAGAUGAUGCUUGCACCCGAGAAGGAAGAUCACCAUGAUAGAAGCCAAGAAAAUGCCCAAUGUAUUCAUCUGCAAGCAUGCCCUUCAAUUUUAUUUUUUUGCUAGGAGCUUUAUUUUAAGUGGAUUAAAGUGCGUCUUGAUGGAGAGGCGGGAAAAGUUAAGUGUUCUUUUUCCCCUCUGAAGAAACUGAACUGUCUUUUUACUUUAGGCUCCGCAGAUACCUUUACUAGCUUGUUGCAUGGUCUUCCGAUGCCUAGUCUUUUGUAGCAUAUAGGCCUCUAAACUAUGAUUGCAGGUUUAUUUUGUAACUUGGGCCGUAGCAUAUCAAAACUUUGAAAGCGCA
This is a messenger RNA of Diospyros lotus (date-plum), 1783 nucleotides long. RefSeq names its product protein DEFECTIVE IN MERISTEM SILENCING 3-like. The transcript is spliced from 8 exons. NCBI's taxonomy places the organism in Eukaryota, Viridiplantae, Streptophyta, Magnoliopsida, Ericales, Ebenaceae. The coding region runs from base 149 to 1447 and encodes 432 amino acids. The record is from RefSeq and is a predicted model, not a curated record.